ACCGACAGGCUGAGGGUAUAAAGAGACUCUGCUGCCAUCCGUCAGCGUCCGACUGAGGGUUCUGCUCUGUAGACUGAAACCUGCUCACAAUCCAAGAUGACUUCAGGACUAGUCUUUGCUCUGCUGCUCUGUCUGAGCUGCGGACUCUGGAUGGCUGGAGAGGCGUCGUGUAUAAAACCAAUUCCUAAAUGUCGCUGCCCGUCUGGAUGGAGCCAAUAUGGCCGACGCUGCUUCCUGUUCUAUAACUAUGAGAGGGACUGGGCCACUGCUGAGCGUAUCUGCAUUGACAACGGUGCAAACCUGGCCUCCUUCCACAGCAGCAGUGAGUACCAGUUCCUAAAGAAUCUGGUGAACAGCAAGAAAGGUUCUUAUGUCAGGACCUGGGUUGGAGGCAACGAUGCAGCAAAGGACGGAGUUUGGAUGUGGACCGAUGGGUCCAGAUUCAGCUACGCCCACUGGGGCAAAGGAGAGCCCAACAACACUGGUGGACGAGAGAGCUGCAUGGAGAUCAACCUGAGAGGAUCGUCUCUUCACCUGAACGAUGAAAAAUGCUCCAGAAAGAGUUACUUCAUCUGUGCCAAAGACCUCUAA
Messenger RNA from Cyprinodon tularosa, 591 nucleotides. Its product is annotated as ladderlectin-like. The transcript is spliced from 7 exons. The record is from RefSeq and is a predicted model, not a curated record. The coding region runs from base 97 to 591 and encodes 164 amino acids. NCBI's taxonomy places the organism in Eukaryota, Metazoa, Chordata, Actinopteri, Cyprinodontiformes, Cyprinodontidae.